Messenger RNA from Mirounga angustirostris (Northern elephant seal), 2711 nucleotides. RefSeq names its product SCY1 like pseudokinase 3 (gene SCYL3). Bases 427 to 2655 code for a protein of 742 amino acids. Gene Ontology annotation, molecular function: protein kinase activity; ATP binding. The transcript is spliced from 14 exons. The record is from RefSeq and is a predicted model, not a curated record. Lineage: Eukaryota; Metazoa; Chordata; Mammalia; Carnivora; Phocidae. Gene Ontology annotation, biological process: protein phosphorylation.
UAGAGGCGACAGCGGCCAUUUUAGGUUCGGGCGGAUAUCAAAUUAGAACUGCGCGUCUAAAGGCCUAAAAAUUGAAAUCAAAACAAACUUGCGAGUUCAACUGAAACGCCAAGAAAGGAAACAGCUUCACAGACAGACCAGGCCGCUGGGAGCAGGGAGUCAAGCCGCGACCGGCCCCCGCACCCACACGCAAGAUGGCUUCGGCCUGAGAGUCACCUAUGCGGCCGCUCUAUCUCGGUUCCGGGUUCGUUCACCUCAGUGGUGGCGUCGGAGGGCUGGAGGCUGGCGUUCUGUCCGGUUUCCGGACCCAUCUCUAUGGUGUCGGAGGGAGCAUACCCCCCGAAGAUUGUGGGUGUAGUGGCUACAGCCUCACAGGCUCUGCUUGGCUUUGUGGAGGAACUGCAGCACCACCUCACUGCAUAAGGGAUGGGAUCAGAGAGCAGUGCUCUGAAGAGCUAUGCGCUGAAGGAGCCACCUUUCACCUUACCCUCUGGGCUUGCCGUUUACCCCGCUGUUCUGCAAGAUGGCAGAUGCGCUUCCGUCUUCGUGUAUAAGAGAGAAAACGAAGACAAAGUUAACAAAGCUGCCAAGCAUUUGAAGACACUUCGUCACCCUUGCUUGCUAAGAUUUUUAUCUUGCACUGUGGAGGCAGCUGGGAUUCAUCUAGUCACUGAGCGAGUGCAGCCUCUGGAAGUGGCUUUAGAAACUCUGUCUUCCGCAGAGGUCUGUGCCGGGAUCUACGACAUACUGCUGGCUCUCAUCUUCCUUCAUGACCGAGGACACCUAACACACAACAAUGUCUGCUUAUCAUCUGUGUUUGUGAGUGAAGAUGGGCACUGGAAGCUCGGAGGAAUGGAAACCGUCUGUAAAGUUCCUCAGGCCACGCCCGAGUUUCUGAGGAGUAUUCAGUCAGUCAGAGACCCAGCAUCUAUCCCUCCUGAAGAGAUGUCUCCAGAAUUCACAACCCUGCCUGAAUCACACGGACAUGCCCGGGAUGCCUUUGCGUUUGGGACAUUGGUGGAAAGUUUGCUCACAAUCUUAAGUGAACAGGUUUCAGCGGAUGUUCUCUCCAGCUUUCAACAGACCUUGCACUCAACCUUGCUGAAUCCCAUUCCAAAAUGUCGGCCAGCGCUCUGCACCUUACUGUCCCAUGACUUCUUCAGGAAUGAUUUUCUAGAAGUUGUGAAUUUCUUGAAAAGUUUAACAUUGAAGAGUGAAGAGGAAAAAACUGAGUUUUUCAAAUUCCUGCUGGACAGAGUCAGCUGCCUGUCAGAGGAGUUAAUAGCCUCACGGUUGGUGCCUCUUCUGCUUAAUCAGUUGGUGUUUGCAGAGCCGGUAGCGGUUAAGAGUUUUCUUCCUCAUCUGCUUGGCCCCAAAAAAGACAGCGCGCGAGGAGACAGCCCUUGCCUGCUGUCGCCGGCCCUGUUCCAGUCGCGGGUGAUCCCUGUGCUGCUGCAGCUGUUUGAGGUGCACGAGGAGCACGUGCGGCUGGUGCUGCUGUCUCACCUGGAGGCCUACGUGGAGCACUUCACUCAGGAGCAGCUGAAGAAAAUCAUCUUGCCGCAGGUGUUACUGGGCUUGCGUGAUACCAGCGAUUCCAUUGUGGCAAUUACUCUUCACAGCCUAGCAGUGCUGGUGUCUUUGCUUGGACCAGAGGUGGUUGUGGGAGGAGAAAGAACCAAGAUCUUCAAACGCACUGCCCCAAGUUUUACGAAAACGGUCGACCUCUCCCCAGAAGAUGUUCCCCCGCAUGUCGUCUGUAGCCAGCAGACUCAGAUGGCGCCAGUCGUGGAGAAGCCCUCCUCUGGCACAUUCCCUAAAUGUUUCUUUUCUGGCAGCAUGCCCGUCAGCAAGAAGCACAUACAGCAAGAUUGCUACAAUACUCUUUUACAGACAGGUGAUCAAUUUCUUCAGCCUAUUAAAUUUCCCAUGAAUGGACUCUCAGAUGUGAAAAAUACCUCGGGAGAUAGUGAGAACUUCCCACCAAGUUCUAAAAAGUCUGAGGAGUGGCCUGACUGGAGUGAGCCUGAGGAGCCUGAAAACAAAGCUGUCAGCAUCCAGAUUUGUCCCACAGAAGCCUACGAUGCCUCCACAUCCCCACUCACUAACGUGAACGCGGAGGAGGUGGUGUGGGAUGACUUUGAAUCCAGCAGCUUAGAUACUGAAAUAAGUGCAAGAGGUGGAGUCUCAGCUGUCAGCCGGGGUACCUCAGGGGAACAGGAGGCUAUUUCUACUUUGGUUUCACUCACUGAAGAGUCCAAGCCUUUGAAAUUGAGUCUACCCCAAAAGACCAAUCUUGCACAAAGUGGGGAUGACCCAGACCAAACCAAGCCACCAAAAGUGUCAUCCCAAGAAAGGCGCCUUAAGGUUCCAUCAGAACUUGGUUUAGGAGAGGAGUUUACCAUUCAAGUAAAAAAGAAGCCAGUACAAGAUCCAGAGUUGGACUGGUUUGCUGAUAUGAUUCCAGAAAUUAAGCCUUCAGCUGCUAUUCUUAUUUUGCCUGAACUGAGGACAGAAAUGAUGGUUUCUGACAAGGAUGACGUCUCACCAGUGAUGCAGUUUUCCUCAAAAUUUGCUGCAGCAGAGAUGACUGAGGGAGAGUCUGAAGGCUGGGGAGACGAAGGGGAGCUGAACUGGGAAGAUAAUAACUGGUGACAACGGGUAUAACUUUAGGGAAAAGGAUUUCUUUAAAAAAAAAAAAAAAAAUCAAA